Rotaria sp. Silwood1 is the source of this 510-nucleotide messenger RNA. The record is from the annotation of a GenBank genome assembly. Lineage: Eukaryota; Metazoa; Rotifera; Eurotatoria; Philodinida; Philodinidae.
AUGCAAUUAACUCAAAUACAAGCCAUACGAGCCGAUCAAGAUAAAAUAUCGGUUGGAUCUCAAAUUGCUUUUAUAUACACACUUAUUGCUGCUGAUCACCAUCGUGCUUUGCUUUCCGAACAAGAACUUGAACGAAGCAAAGCUGAGCUUAAUGCAGUGCGCAGUGAAAUUGAAAAUAAGAGGAAGGAAAUUGAACGAAGCAAAGAUGAAAUGAAGCGACAAUUAGAUUAUUUGUAUAGUUUGAACAAGGAAUUUAAUAGUACAAUGAUGGCUCGUGUCAUGCUUGAAGUUGAGCUGCAAGCAUUUCGAGAAGAAUUGGUCUUUACGAGAGCUAUUUAUGAAGAAGAGUGCAAUGACUUGGCUUUGCUCGGCACGUAUCAACUUGAUGUUGGUCAAUUCUACCGAAAUGAAUUUACACGAGCAGUUGCCAAUAUCAAGAAAGAUUUAGAGAUACUUGCACAUGCACAAUAUCACGAAUGGAAAGGUAAAAAGAAGGAGCAUUCUAAUUAG